Messenger RNA from Fulvia fulva, 1584 nucleotides. RefSeq names its product Cytochrome P450 monooxygenase virE. The transcript has 3 exons. Gene Ontology annotation, molecular function: oxidoreductase activity, acting on paired donors, with incorporation or reduction of molecular oxygen; heme binding; monooxygenase activity. The record is from RefSeq and is a predicted model, not a curated record. The coding region runs from base 1 to 1584 and encodes 527 amino acids. NCBI's taxonomy places the organism in Eukaryota, Fungi, Ascomycota, Dothideomycetes, Mycosphaerellales, Mycosphaerellaceae.
AUGGCAUACAUAUCUUUCCUCCUCGCCAUCGCCGCACUCGCCGUGGUGGGCUUCUUUCUCCUCACAUCAAACAGCCGUCCCACGCCGCGGAAGGGCAGCGAGUAUCCUCCCGGUCCUCCUGGAAGACUGCUCGUGGGUAAUUUGCCAGAUAUACCGGCGAAGCAUUCGUGGUUGAAGUUCAAAGAGUGGUCGGAUCGGUAUGGACCGCUUUUCAGGUUUAGUGUUGCGGGCAAGGAUCAUUAUGUUGCGUCGACUGAGAAGGUGGCGAAUGAUUUACUUCGUGAGAGAGGUGGGAUUUAUUCAAGUCGAGAGCAGUUGCCGGCUGCCGUGAAAUUGUUGUCGAAUGAUUUGAGGCCGUUGUUUUGGCCUUACAAUGAUACCUGGCGUGAUGGACGUAAAGUCAUGCACCAAGUCACGAACGCCACCGUUGUUGGCAACUACCAACAGACCCAAACCCUCGAAUCAGCAAGAAUGCUCCGUGACCUGAUCAAGGAUCCCAGCAGAUACGAACACUGGUUCGAGCGAUACUCCUCCGGCAUUAUCUUCCGCCUAGCAUUCGGCAAGACUGUUCAAACUGGCGACGAGGACAUUGUGCGACAGAUCAUUGAGGUAGUGCACACUGUUGAGCGCGUUGCUUCGCCUGGUGCAUAUCUUGUUGAUGUAUUUCCAUUCCUGAUGAACCUUCCAAGAGCGAUAGCACCGUUCAAGAAGGAGCUUGAAGGAUUGCAUCAACGAGAUCUGAGGCUUUUUAGGAAGCUGUUGCAUGAUGUUAGGGACGAGAUGAAGGCUGGUACUGCGCCACAGUGUUGGUUUCGAGAUUAUCUGGAGAGGAAGUCGGAUUUCAAGCUCAGUGAGGAUGAGGCGGCGUAUGUGAUCGGAACGCUGUUUGAAGCUGGUGCAGGAACAACAGCAGCAGCAAUGAUGUCCUUCCUCCUCGCCAUAGUCCUGCACCCCCAGUGGCUAACCAAGCUCCAAACCGAAGUCGACUCAGUCUGCGGCCCAACCCGCCUCCCAACCCUCGACGACAUGCCCCACCUCCCCCUUGUCCGCGCCGUAAUCAAAGAAGUCCUCCGCUGGCGCCCCGUAACCGCCGGCGGAGUCCCCCACUACUCCAUCCGCGACGACGUCUACAACGGCAUCUUCAUUCCCGCCGGCACCAACGUCCACGCAAACCAAUGGGCCAUCCACCGCGAAGCAGCUUUAUACCCAGAUCCGGAGACCUUCAAACCCGAACGAUGGCUGGAUCCAUCGUAUCCAACAUAUCGGGAACCGCUCACGACGUAUCCGAAUAUGCAUAACUAUUCGGCGUUUGGGUUUGGGAGGAGGAUUUGUCCGGGUCGGAAUAUUGCGGAGAGGAGUUUGUAUUUGCAGGUUGCGAGGGUGGCUUGGAUGUGCGAUGUGAGGAAGAAGAGGGAUGGGGAGGGUAGGGAGAUUGUGCCGCCGUGGUAUGAUUAUACUGCUGGGUUUAAUGUGCAGCCGAAUUGGUUUCCGUUUGAGGUGGAGGCGAGGAGCGAGGAGAGGUUGCGGGUUUUGGAGGGGGAGAUUGAGGUGAAUAGGAGGAGUGAUCCGUUGUUGGGGAGAUGA